GAUAUCCUAAAAGAAAAUUGGAAUGGGUUAGACAAAAACUUUACGCUGAUAGCACAAGCUGUGAUGGAGAACUCACCAUAUCAAUGACUUAUAUUAAGCCCGACAAAGAUAACCUGCUUUAUGUGCUUAGAGAUCAAUAG
This is a messenger RNA of Acaulospora morrowiae, 140 nucleotides long. The record is from the annotation of a GenBank genome assembly. Lineage: Eukaryota; Fungi; Glomeromycota; Glomeromycetes; Diversisporales; Acaulosporaceae.